This is a messenger RNA of Rana temporaria (common frog), 2347 nucleotides long. RefSeq names its product thioredoxin domain containing 12 (gene TXNDC12). Gene Ontology annotation, cellular component: endoplasmic reticulum. The transcript is spliced from 7 exons. The coding region runs from base 78 to 596 and encodes 172 amino acids. Lineage: Eukaryota; Metazoa; Chordata; Amphibia; Anura; Ranidae. The record is from RefSeq and is a predicted model, not a curated record.
UCCUCCUCACAUCACUUCCCCCGGACUCCGUUUCCUCCUAUACUCGCUCCGGUGUCAGGCUCGUCUCUCCCGGUAACAUGCAGCUAUCAGAAGGUCGGAGGUCGGUGCUGCUCCUGUCCGGCAUUGUGGUUCUGUGUGUCGGGGCGGCGGUGUGUGCUGAGGCCGGACUGGGCCGGGGGUUUGGAGAUCACAUUCACUGGAGAACACUAGAAGAUGGGAAGCAGGAGGCUGCCAGCAGUGGCCUGCCGUUAAUGCUUCUGAUACAUAAGACAUGGUGUGGAGCCUGCAAAGCUCUGAAGCCAAAGUUUGCAGAGUCCAAGGAGAUAUCUGAACUAUGUCACAACUUUGUGAUGGUGAAUGUAGAGGAUGAGGAGGAACCAAAAGAUGAUGCAUAUAGCCCUGAUGGUGGAUACAUCCCAAGAAUUGUCUUCCUGGAUCCCAGUGGGCAUGUUCAUCCAGAGAUCAUAAACUCAAAAGGGAACCCAAGUUACAAGUACUUUUACAGCAGUCCAGAACAAGUGGUUGAAGCAAUGAAGGAAGCUCAGGAAAAACUCACAGGAAAAUUUACCAAGAAACAUGUUGAAGAUGAGUUAUAACCUCUGCAUUUCAUACAUGGAACUGUUCCCCUGAUUACCCCAAACUUUUAUGUCACAGGGGUUGUAACCUUUAUUCAUAUUAUUGGACCUGCAGUACUGGUGCCGCCUUCUGUCCAAUCACUGAGAAGGGAUUGGGACACCUGUUGUGGACAGCCACUUGACCCGCUCACCAGUGUUACUUUGCUCAGUAUUUGCAGAACACUGUCAAAAUGUACUUUUUACAAGUACUGUACAUUUAUUUUUGGUGCAGAUAAAAUUAGGUGGGGGGUGAAUUUUUAACAGUAAUUCAAAGAGCAGUGGCAUGCGCCAAAAAUCACCAAUUAGAAAUCUUUUUAAAAGCAGUAAUGAAGGGCAAGUUUAAAUACGAUUUCUGAUUAUUAGUAGUUACUGCGCACAUUUUCUUUGCACUGUUUACCAGAAAGCCUAAAAAAUGUUUUUUGUUCCACCACCUCUAUACUGUUGAGACAUUUUUGUAUUUCUUUAGUAGCAUUUGACUUAUCGGCUCACUGGCUAUUGACUAGCUGAUACAAAGUGGCAUGAGGCACAAAGCUUUUGUUGAGGUUUAAUGGUUGGUUCAUGCAGAACUGGUGUUUCUGUUUUGGGUGGUGACUGGUUAUGUCAUACCCUGCAAACUUUUUGCAUAAGAGAAAUAUGUUAAAAUGCAGAUUGCAUGACUUUAGUACUUCUCAAUCAGACCUAAUCAUUUAGCUUAUUUCAGGUCAUUGGCUCAUAUUAAUAAUGACAAAAGCAUUCUCGUGACAGUCAGGGAAGUAGAGUUUUCAGGGGAAGUCUCCAAUGGCAACCUACAUAUGUCCUAGCUAUGAGUUUCCUUUUGAAGCGAACACUUUCAGCGUUUUCCGAAACCAUUUCUUCCUAUCCCCUUUAGGUGGCACCAUUUAUGCUUCCUUUUUCUUUUUGCAAUGCUGGGAACUAAUGCAGGUGCUGGCAGCUUAAAAAUGAAAAGACGUAUUGGGUGCAGCAUACAAAAAGAAAUAGUUGAUACUUUUUUUUUUUCUUCCGUUUUUUUUGAUUUGGUUUAUUCAGAAAAAAACGCAACUCUUCAUAUGAUCUGUCAUAAGUUACACAUUGUGGCUGCUCCAUUCUCUUUCUGGAUCUGGCAGUGGUUGGAAAUGACUGUUUGGUCCAAAAGUUAUUCGAGCAAUAAUUCUCACUUGCAUAUUGAAAAUUUUUAUGUAUAGACACAAAUUUCUUACUGCAAUAUUCAAUCCUAAAUCAACCACUUGCUGCCAUUUAAGGUGAGCAAACAGCGCUGUGCUGUUAAGAUUAAUUUUCUUGUUUCAAGUGUAAACUUUGAAUGCCUUCAUAUUGAUUCCAAUAAGUAUUUUUUACCUUAUAAAAUGCUCUAUUUUUCUUGUACUAUAUAAAAAAAAUUGCCAAGGAUUACAAAAAACUAAGAAUAUUGUCCAUAAAAUAGAAAGCAUUACCUCCCUAAGCAAGACUUUAGAAAUAGACUUUCAUUGUUUGGACUGCUGUAAAGUAAUGGAAGUUGAUAUCUCAAUGCUACAGUGGGUAACUGCACUUUGCAAUUCAUCAAAAUGUGCUUUGUAUGGCCUUAUUAAAUAACCCUGGCAAUUCAUUGCAUUGGGUGUAUUGUAGUCCUGGAUGUUUAAUGCAUGUCUAUCAUCUGCCUUUAUGCUUAGGAGGCAUACAAAAUGGCUAAACCAUUGUUUGCAACUGACAGAUAUACAUUAAUAAAUUCCAGCUGGAUUAAAUCUUUCUGUAUUCCUAAA